AUGUUCCAGCAAUUACAGAGAGUGAAUUGUAUCAAGAGAGAGAGAGUGAACAUUGUUCUUAUCACAUUCCUCAACCGAGCCCUCGACAACGACAUGUCUCCGAUCCUCGUCGUGGCCACAAACAGCGGGAUGGCAACAAUCCGAGGAACAAACCAGAAAUCAGCACACGGGAUCCCCAUCGAUCUACUAGACCGUCUUCUCAUCAUCACGACGCAACCUUACACAGAGGAUGAGAUUAGAAAGAUCUUGGAGAUCCGGUGCCAAGAAGAAGACGUCGACAUGAACGAGGAGGCGAAAUGUAUAUUGGAUCAAGAUAUGGCGGCUCAAUGGGCAGAGUUUGAUGAUAGGCUUAUCUUCAAGGAUCUGGUGAGUGAGAUCGUGCAUGGUGAGAUUGGUCUGCUGAAAGCAAAUUCAGGGAGAUGGAAGAAUAUUUAUGUAUUGAAACCAGUUUCCAAGAGAAGUUUGAGAGAUAACUGCCCAAGUAAAAAAAAGAUGAGCAACAGUAAAAGAAUCCAGAGACUUUCAAUCCUUCAUCUCCAUUCUUCAAUCCUUCUCUUCUUUGCAUGUGCAUCUACUCUAUACACCAGACCAAAUCGGUUUGCAUCUAUCUGUAGAGUGGAGUUCUCUUUGAUGUCAUCUCGGACCAUAUUUUUUAGAGUUCUGUCACCAUUCGUCUCGAGCCAUUUCUUAAUAGGGCGAGCACCAUAUACCUAA
Messenger RNA from Thlaspi arvense, 714 nucleotides. The record is from the annotation of a GenBank genome assembly. Lineage: Eukaryota; Viridiplantae; Streptophyta; Magnoliopsida; Brassicales; Brassicaceae.